Messenger RNA from Benincasa hispida (wax gourd), 746 nucleotides. Its product is annotated as peptidyl-prolyl cis-trans isomerase FKBP15-1-like. Gene Ontology annotation, cellular component: endoplasmic reticulum. Lineage: Eukaryota; Viridiplantae; Streptophyta; Magnoliopsida; Cucurbitales; Cucurbitaceae. Gene Ontology annotation, biological process: protein peptidyl-prolyl isomerization. The record is from RefSeq and is a predicted model, not a curated record. Gene Ontology annotation, molecular function: peptidyl-prolyl cis-trans isomerase activity.
AUUAUUACUUGGGUUUUACCAAUCGAUCAACACAAUCCCAUUCUUAGAACAAUUUCAAGACGAACAAAUGAAGGCUUCUCUAGUUUUUCUCUUCUUGCUUGCGUCCAAUUUAGUUUACGCGAAGACGGCCAAGGAUGUAACUGAGUUACAGAUUGGUGUUACGGGUAGGCCAACCUCCUGUGACAUUCAAGCUCAUAAAGGUGAUAGAAUCAAAGUUCACUACCGUGGGAAGCUCACAGAUGGGACUGUUUUUGACUCUAGUUUUGAAAGGGGUGACCCCAUUGAGUUUGAGCUAGGCGCUGGUCAAGUAAUUAAAGGAUGGGACCAAGGGUUAUUGGGAAUGUGCGUUGGUGAGAAACGUAAACUGAAAAUUCCUGCAAAGUUGGGGUAUGGACCCCAAGGCUCUCCACCAACCAUUCCAGGUGGUGCAACACUCAUAUUUGACACUGAGCUUGUUGCUGUUAAUGGGAAACCAUCAAGUGGUGGAAACUCAAAUGAUGACAGUGAGCUAUAGUCUUGUUGCUAUUCUACCACUUUCCCUUUUGGUUUCUUAGGAUGUACUGAUUACGUUAUCUAUGAAGCCACUUAGCUUUUAGUUCUGGACAUUUAUUGUCAAAGGGUCUGAUUAUGACAUAAGUUUCAUCUAUAUUGAAUUAUAGAGAUACUUAAAAAAUUUUCUCCCAAGUUUAUAUCUUCCAUUUUAAUUUUUGGAGGGAUGAUUUGCUCUCCAAACUUCUUACCGAUGA